This is a messenger RNA of Emiliania huxleyi CCMP1516, 240 nucleotides long. Its product is annotated as zinc finger-containing protein. The record is from RefSeq and is a predicted model, not a curated record. The annotation marks the transcript as partial. The transcript has a single exon. Gene Ontology annotation, cellular component: cytoplasm; nucleoplasm. NCBI's taxonomy places the organism in Eukaryota, Haptophyta, Isochrysidales, Noelaerhabdaceae.
CCGCGUGAUGCUCCGACGCCAGCCUCGCGCGGCGUGGUCGCGAGGCUUCCGACCCGCGCGUACGAGCCGAGGAAGGGCGGCGCCAGCAGCAGCGAGGACGCCUCGUGCCUCGUCUGCCUCGAGCCUUUCUGCGUCGGCGAGCAGGUGAUGACGCUGCCUUGUUUUCACAUCUUCCACGCGCACUGCGCCGCGCGCUGGCUCGCAGAGAGCGGCGUCUGCCCGAUCUGCAAGCACCGCGUC